AAUAAUAUUGUAACAACACUUACUCCAGCUAUGGGCUUGUCAUCGAUGAGCAACAGGAUGGCGAUCCUGACCCUGGCGAUCCUCGCCAGCUGCGGCUACACCGUGGAUGCCUACUCCAAGUACGGUCGUGGAUGCGGCGAUAUCGGUUGCUUGCCAACCGAGGAGUGCAUCAUCACCAGCGAUUCGUGCAGCUACAACCAGAGGGAUGGCAAGGAUUGCGGCAGCUAUCCGACCUGUAAGCGCAAGACAGGAUCCACCAACAGCAGCCCCAACUCGGCCUCGCCCUCGGCCAAUCCGUCAGAAGUGCAUAGCCAUAACUCAUACGCCCCGAAUGCCCCGAGUGCCCCGCUACCGGAGAUGGGUGGUUACGGCGGUAAUGGUGGCGGCGGCGGCGGCAACAAUCUACCGAACGGCGGCAGCGGUGGAUACGGUGGUGGCUUCUCGGCUGGCGGUCAUUCCCUGUAUCCCAGUCUACCCAAUUCCGGCGAUGGCGGCCAUGCAGCAGCAGGUGGUGGCGGUGCUGGACCAGCUCCCUACAAUCCCUAUGGCGGCUAUCAGCCUCAACAACCCGGCGGCUAUAAUCCCGGUGGCUACAAUCCAGGCGGCUAUCAGCCAGCCCCCGGCGGCUAUCAACCACGUCCCGGCUACACUCCCCCGGCUCCGGGCUAUGAGAAUAACGGUGGUGGUGGUGGCGCCCAAAAACCCAAGGACAAGGAGGGCGGCGGCUUCUUCUCCAAUUUCUUUUCGAAUCCGGCGGUGAGUCAAGCGGUAUCCGGUAUUAUUGCAGGCCAGAUUGCCAAACAGUUGCAAGGCGGCGGUGCUAACGGAGGAGGAAGCGGCGGUGGAGCACAAGGUGGCUAUCAGCCCAGUGGUGGCUACCAGCCCAGCGGUGGCUAUGGAGGCGGUGGUGGUGGCGGCGGCAGCUCUUCUGGCGGCGGUGGAAGCAGUCUCCUAACCGGAAUUCUUGGAUCCGUUCUAUCUGGCGGUGGUGGCGGCAAUGGAGGCGGCGGUGCUGGCGGCGGUGGUGCCGGAAGUUUCCUGGGCAGCCUGCUCAGUGGCGGAAACAGCAAUCGCGGCGGAAAUUCCGGCGGUGGUGGUGGUGCCGGUGGUCUGGGCGAGAUCUUCAAUUCGAAAAACUUUGGUGGACUCUUCAGUGAGAAUCCCCGGAGCUCCAGUUCCAAUUCCGGUUCCGAUUCCAACUACGGUGGAGCCAAGAGCUACCCCACCCAGGCUCCUGGCAAUUAUUAUGGCUAACAAUAUCAAUUUUUUUGCAUCGAUUUUUUUUUGGCAAUAUAAUCAAAUGAAGAACUUUCAACGAAAUUUAACUCAAAAACAAUAUUGAAAAGCAAAAACAAGAAUAUGAUGAAUAUAUACAAGACAGCAUAGGCAUAUUAUACGUAAACUAUAAAUGAUGAUUAUACAAAUACGAUACAAUAUAUAUACAAGAACGCAUAUAUAUAUACAUAUACCCAGGCUGAAGAGAAAGCUGAACCCAACAGACAGACACACACGUAGCAUUUCUCUCAGAAAACUUAAAUUUGAAACAAAAACCAACAACAACCAUUUGGAGUUCAUUUGUAAAUAGAAAUAAAACUGAAAUUAUAAAUUGAACAUUGAGAUAAUAUAAAUAUACGUAAGAAUUGAAAGCCAGUUUAAACA
Messenger RNA from Drosophila bipectinata, 1659 nucleotides. It is a transcript of the gene Mnr, whose product is annotated as Membrane-bound Notch regulator. NCBI's taxonomy places the organism in Eukaryota, Metazoa, Arthropoda, Insecta, Diptera, Drosophilidae. The record is from RefSeq and is a predicted model, not a curated record.